AUGGAUAUAAUAACAUGGCCUGAAGAAUCCCAAAUUAAACCAAGGGAUAUUUCUAAUCUUAAGAACGAUCCCAUAUACAAAUAUAUUAAAUCCCUAUGUUAUAAAACUGGUGUAAUUUCCUCUAUAUUAUAUUUGUUAACUCUUGGUGCUAUACGGCCUGCUUUGCAAAGACACUAUGAACAAAGACAAGAAUUUAUUUUGGCUGUAUUAUUGAGACUUCGGAGAACAUUAACCAUCUUAAUGUCCCGUAUUAAGGACAAAAAUGUUGCACAAUUCAAAUUCAAUAAAGACAAAACUAAAAUGGAUAGAAUGAUUCAAACUGAUUUGCCUUCCUAUGAUGUUUGGACGUCACAUGAUACAAUAUAUGGACAACGAACAGAAGAAGAAGAUGAAAAAUCUUUCAUUAAUCAUAAGUUGAGACGAAUUAAUUAUUGCAUGAAUCAACAUGCUAUUAUCAUGAGACAUUUAGAUACCACAGAAUGGUUUACAUUUCAAUUAAAAUUGCUAACAGACCAAGUUGAAGCUUCUAGAGAGAAAACUAUAAAGGAUGUAUGUUCUAAAAGUGAGAACGUUACACAGUCAAUUCGUGAGAUUAAAGGCUGGUUCGUUAAUGGAAGAAUAUCUUAA
Arxiozyma heterogenica is the source of this 627-nucleotide messenger RNA. It is a transcript of the gene PEX17, whose product is annotated as Pex17p. The coding region runs from base 1 to 627 and encodes 208 amino acids. The transcript has a single exon. The record is from RefSeq and is a predicted model, not a curated record. NCBI's taxonomy places the organism in Eukaryota, Fungi, Ascomycota, Saccharomycetes, Saccharomycetales, Saccharomycetaceae.